AUGACGAAAUGGAACAACACCAAGCCUGUCUACAGUACACGGUCCGAUAUGAUGGCACUAAGCCUGGCUGUGCUUUUUAAAGCCUGUCUUAAUAUUGAUGGAGAUGAUAAAGACGAUACUAGGAUAUUAGCAGGUGAUGUUGCUGCCUGUCAAUGGCAUCUGGAUGUGGUAUUAAAGGGGAUAUCGAACCCAAUGGCUCUAGGCCGAGGAUUUGAGGGAAUAAAGAAACUCAAGAGGAGCCAUAAAGCCUUGGGGGAGUUACUGACCGAGUUUGUGGAAGCCCGAACGAUACGACCAAAACUGUCGGCGCAUGCAGACCUCCUCUCUUCGAUCCUUGCUCCAACAGAUCAUCGUGGGCUAUCGAGCGAUGAAGUUACGGGAAAUCUCUUUUUAUUCAUGUUCGCCGGCCACGAGACCACUGCGAAUGCCUUGAUCUAUAUCAUUCAUCUCAUGGCGAUAUUCCCAGCCUGGCAGGACUGGGCGCUAGAAGAGAUCGACCAAUUGUCACACAAUCGAGCUGAUGGAGAAGAGGUUCCGUCCUAUAGCCAGAUUCUGCCACAAACACAGCGACUGCGAGCAAUCCUGGCUCUACGGCCCCGUGCCAACUCUAGUGCGACAGACAGAUCCCCAGGCUCAGACCCUAGUGCUACCUGA
Molecule: messenger RNA, 654 nt
Organism: Aspergillus oryzae RIB40
Lineage: Eukaryota; Fungi; Ascomycota; Eurotiomycetes; Eurotiales; Aspergillaceae
Exons: 2
Coding region: 1-654 (217 amino acids)
Molecular function (GO): iron ion binding; monooxygenase activity; oxidoreductase activity, acting on paired donors, with incorporation or reduction of molecular oxygen
Source: RefSeq, a predicted model, not a curated record